This is a messenger RNA of Symbiodinium necroappetens, 1120 nucleotides long. NCBI's taxonomy places the organism in Eukaryota, Dinophyceae, Suessiales, Symbiodiniaceae. The record is from the annotation of a GenBank genome assembly.
AUGAAGCCGAGACAGGGCAAAGGAAAUCGCCCCAAGAACGACGGGUCUCAGGCCUGGGGUCGCCAAGGCCAAGAUCGUUCAGCAGAGCACCGGGACCCGCCGAAGCGCACACGCGAUGGGCAGCUGAGCCGCUUGAAAGACGAGGACAUCACCCAUCUGGAGCCACCCUGGGAGAAUGUCACGACCGUGAUGAUGCGGAACCUACCGAACAAGUACACGCAACAAAUGCUGCUCGGGGAGCUGCGAGAUGCUGGCUUCCACAUGCAGGAAGACUUCGAUUUUUUCUACCUGCCGAUGGACCACUGCAAUUGUGCGAAUCUUGGCUAUUGCUUCAUCAACUUCACGAAGACAGCGAGGGCAAACGACUUCGCCGGUGCCUUCAGUGGGAAGCGUAUGCGUCGGUUCAACUCGCACAAGACCGCCGUGAUCAUGCCAGCUUCGAUUCAGGGGUAUGAGCAGAAUUAUACAUACUACAUCUCCACCCGUGUCGCCCAAGCAGCUGAUCCACAGUAUCGGCCGCUGUUUCUGCGGCCGCUGCCUUCAGUUGACGUCAGCUUGGCACCAACUCCGACUAGCGGGAAGGGCAAGGGCAGCGGCAAGGACCGCGGGAAGGACAGGGGUGGCCGCGGCCGACGGAAAGGCGACUGGGACCUCGGUGGCGAGGCGAUGUUGGGAGGAGGAGACUGGAACUCGAAGGAUGAGGACUCCGGUCGAGUGAUUCCUCCGCAGAUCCCGGCGGCACCCGUUCAGCAGGACUACCAGGUGAUGUGCGCUAACUGCGGAACACUCUGCGGCUCCAGCUACCGCUUCUGUUCCUUCUGUGGGAACCCUCUCUGGGAUGCGGCAGGGCUCGGAGGGCCGGUGAUGAUGGCGGCGUAUUUCCAGCCCGAGUGGCAGAUGAUGCCCGAGCCGGCGCCGAUCGAGUCGGCCGCUCCCGUGGAGGACACGCCCACGCUACCUUCCAACAAGUCCAACGGGAAGAAAGAGACCAACAAGAUGCAGCAAGAAGAGACGGCCACUGAGGAGCCCCCGGCCGAGGAACUGGACAUACUCCAUGGCAGAAUGAUGCUUUUGGCCGCACUGAAGGACUUGGAGCGCGGCUCCAUCGACACAGCCCAAG